CCGCCGCUCUCCGCCCGCCGCCGCCGGCGCCCGGCCUGCCGCCCGCGCUUCAUGGCUGCGCAGGAAUGGGACUGGUUCCAGCGCGAGGAGCUCAUCGGGCAGAUCAGCGACAUCCGCGUGCAGAACCUGCAAGUUGAGAGGGAAAAUGUGCAGAAGAGGACUUUUACUCGAUGGAUAAAUCUACAUCUUGAAAAGUGUGACCCACCUCUAGAAGUUACAGACCUGUUCGUUGACAUACAAGAUGGCAAAAUCCUAAUGGCUUUGUUAGAAGUCCUGUCCGGGCGAAGUCUGCUGCACGAGUACAAAUCCUCCUCGCAUCGGAUUUUUCGAUUGAACAACAUAGCAAAAGCACUUACGUUUCUGGAAGAAAGCAACGUGAAACUGGUUAGCAUCGAUGCAGCAGAAAUAGCGGACGGCAACCCCUCUCUGGUUCUCGGGCUGAUAUGGAACAUCAUCCUCUUCUUCCAGAUUAAGGAGCUCACGGGCAACCUCAGCAGGAGCUCCCCAUCUUCCAGCCUGUCGCCGGGCUCGGGGGGCACAGACUCGGACUCCUCCUACCCACCCACCCCCACGGCGGAGAGGAACGUGGCCAUAGCGGUGAAAGACCAGAGGAAGGCCAUCAAGACGCUGCUGGCGUGGGUGCAGAGGAAGACGAGGAAGUAUGGCGUGGCGGUGCAGGACUUCGCGGGCAGCUGGAGGAGCGGGUUGGCUUUCCUGGCUGUGAUCAAGGCCAUCGACCCCAGCCUGGUGGACAUGAAGCAGGCCCUGGAGGAGUCUCCGCAGGAAAACCUGGAGAGGGCUUUCCGAGUGGCACACGAUGCCCUGCACAUCCCCAGGCUCCUGGAGCCAGAAGACAUCAUGGUUGACGUGCCGGACGAGCAGUCCAUCGUGACUUACGUGGCGCAGUUCCUAGAACGUUUCCCCGAGCUGGAAGCCGAAGAGUUCAUGGAUCCAGAUAAAGAAGUUCCCAUCGAGUCCACCUUUGUCCGCAUCCGAGAAACUCCUCCUGAGCAGGAGAGCAAGGUCCUCCUCCUGACGCAGAAUGGGGAGCGAACCUACACCGUGAACCAUGAAACCAGCCACCCGCCCCCUGCCAAAGUCUUCGUCUGCGACCGGCCCGAGGGCGCACAGGGCCCGGGCCCUGCUGGCCUGCCCAGCAGCGGGCUGUCAGACAGCUCUGCUGAGUUUGUGUACCAGAUCAUCGACCAGGUCCUUCAGACCGGUGCCACCAGUGAGCCUGCUCCCGAAGCCUCCGUCUUGUCCAUCAGGAGGGACAGCCGCAGGCCCAGCUUGCCGCCCACCAAGAAAACCGUCCACUUUGAAGAUGGCACCUACAAGGACCCCUCCGGCAGCCAGGAGCCUUUCUACAGCCCAGACUUCCACUUUGAAGGGAGCCCCAGGCCUGCGAGGGAGCUGCUGAAGCAGGGCUGGCGUGCCUCGGUGGAGGACGACACGGAGGAAGGGAAGCCGGAAGAAGCAGCCUCACUGAUCCCAGAGGCCGCCUCCAGUGAGGUCCCUGGCACCUAUGAAUUAGUGAGUCCUGUGCAGCCACCCCAGGAUUCUUCCUCCUUUAAUGGAGCCUUAGAGGGUCCCGCCAGCCGCGGGGAAGAAAGUCCUACUCUUCUGCCCCCUGGGGUAAAUACUGUCCUGGCCAACUCCAUGGAGAUCAAAGUUAAGCUGCAGACUGCAGAACCGCUGGGGAACGAAGACUGUCUGGAAGGUGUCCCAUCGCACGCUGCGAAGUUCAUCAGCGAUGUGUUAGACUUUGCUUCUUAUAGCCAAGGUGAGGCUCCUUCUGGCGAACAUGCAGCUGGGGAGGACGGGGAGGCGGCCUCUGGGAACUGUGUCCAGGAGCCACGAGUGGGGUGUGACAGACACGAGCCCCCCACAGGCUCUGGACAAGAAUCUCCAAGCUAUUCUUCAUCCCUGAAAGAGACACCUGUGGAUAGAAAGCCAGCGACACUUGUGUGUGAAAAGGCCAAGAGAAAGUCCCCCCGGCAUCGCAGUGAGGACGAGGAGGAAGCCAGCGGCCCCCCAGGGCUUGCUGAAGAAUUGUCCUGCAGCUCCCUGAGGACCAGCAUCAGCUUAGAGACCCUGGGCAGUCCCAGUGAGGAAGGCCUGGAUUUCAAGCCCUCACCUCCCCUCUCCAAGAUUUCUGUCAUUCCCCACGACCUCUUCUAUUUCCCACACUACGAGGUGCCCCUUGCUGCAGUUUUAGAGGUGUAUUCGGAAGGCACAGAGGACGUGAGGGACAAGGACUGUCUGCCUGACCUGGACCCUGGAGAGGAUGCCGAAGGCUCCUGGAGCAGGUGCAGCUUCUCAGCCCUGGGUGAGGAUCUCCCCAGAGCCAGCAGCCAGGAGCUGUCUCCCGACAGGCUCAUCACAGUGGCCACGCCAGCCUCAGAAGCCGCUCCCCCAGCCCUGCAUGAGAACCAGCAGCCAGGGGAGACCAAAGGCAGCGAGCCUGCAGAGAGCCAUCAGUCCCAAGAAUUCCCAGACUCAGAGAACGCAGCAAACUCAUUAGAAGAAAAGGUAAUGGAAGAAUCAACCAGCAGUAAAAAAAAGGAGAAAAGAAAACAUGUGGACCAUGUAGACAAUUCCUUAUACAGAGCACCCGGGAUGGUUCAGUCCUCCGAUGACAUAGGAGACGUGGACGACUACGCGGUCCCUUCCAGGACUAGUCACAGUGACUCCAGCAUUUACAUUCGACGUCAUAGUAAUAGAUCUUUGGAGUCGGACCAUAUUAGCUUUGUUCAGUUGAGGAAUGCAGCAGAUCUGGAUGAAAGAAGAAACCGAAUGUUAACCAGGUACAAUACUCAGAAGCUCAUUGAGCUGAUUUUACAGUUUUAUGGCAUCAGAGCAGACAUGAAGAGGGAAUGCAAACAUGCCGGGAUGUCUAUGAAACCCAGCAGCUCUGGAGAAGCUGAGUCCCUGGGGACCCAGAGCCCACAGAGCGACUCCCUGACGCAGCUGGUCCAGCAGCCGGACAUGAUGUAUUUUAUCCUCUUCCUCUGGCUCCUGGUCUACUGUCUGCUGCUCUUCCCACAGCUGGAUGUCACCAGGCUCUGAUGCGUGUAUCUGCAGAAUAAAAAAGACAGGACCCCGACCAGGAGUGGGGUCUCUUCAGUUCAUUUUAAUUUUGGUUCAGGAUCGGGCCACUUCUGCAGAGAGUGGAAGACCUCCUAGGAGAUGUAGGCCCCUACGCUGUUUUGUUCUUUCUUGUAUUUCCUCUUCCUUCCAUAAGCCCCAAGAGCAUGCUUUCCUCUCUAGCUAUGUGCUCAGAACUCAGGUUUGUGGCUGAAUCUUUAGGUGGGUUUUUCCUGUGUGCCUUGCUUAGUUAGAUGGUAAGCAUCGAUACUCGUAGCCAAAACCUGGGGCAUAGCUCGUGGACUUGCAGAUUUUUAAGGAAGGUCCUGGAUGAACUUGUGCUAAGGACCUCUCAGAUGAGGGUCCGUUUGGUGAGAAAGCACCGGUGCCUCAGGCUGAGUCCCCACCGGGACGAAAACUGCCUUAUUUUCCUCCAGGUGGGGGUGUUUGUGUGUACAAGGACAAGGGGUCCACAGCCCUGUUGCAGUCUGGUAAAACCUAGCAGCAUAAAGCCCACGGCUCCCAGCAAGCACAUUUAGGAAAGGAGCAUCCAGCAGAGAGAGCAAAGGCUUUGUUGCUAGCCACAGCACCUUCGCUUUUGGGGAAGGGUGGCUGGGGCAGGGAGAUGCAUUUUUAAUUUGCUUUUGCAUUGAUUGGAUCGAGGUAGAGCUGUGAUUUGCAAACCUUCUCUACUCAAGGGACGCUGCUGUCAAAUGAAACCUGAGAUGGGCCAGUCUAGACGAUGCAUUAAAAGCAGAAGUCUGGCUGGCUGGGGCCGGUCCUGAGACACCACUCCUCUCCCAUUUUGCGGAGCUCCUGUGCAGAACCUCAAGGUCCCGCAGGGCCCUGCAAAAGGCCUGAGCAGCAGCAGAAGGAGCGAGGCUGAGAAUGAGCCCCCACCGAAGCCAGAGCCAGCGGGGGUCCUGCAGGCUGGCGCUCAAGAGAGCUUUGUGCACAGCAGCCCCGGGGUGCCCCAAGCACCCGCCAGCAUCCUUUGCUUUAGUCCCGAUGGGUUUCUUGAAAAGGCUUUCUGGGCAGACCAAAGGCAUCUCUCCCGCCUUCCCAUCUUCCUGCUGAGACUCAGGUCAGUGAAGACUGUGUGUUCCUCCCUGCUCUUCCCUCAGCUGCAUGGAUUAGGCACCCUGUGACAUUGUACACUUGUUAGGAAGGGCCUCAGGGAUCAUCUUGUCCAGUCAAACCCAGGGUGGCAAAGCGGGCUGACCAAGGUCACAGUGACUUCCACUAGCACCCAAGCCACCUGAUGCCUGGUCCAGAGCUGCCAUGUUCAAAGGGAGACUUUUAUCCCACCCGUAAAUGUCCCCCGAAGUGAUAAAUUACCUAGAUAAAACAUCCUCAUUCAAACACAACCAGUGUCUUUUGGACCAUCUAUCAUUGUUUUGCUCUCGUACUUUUUCCACAAGGAAGUUUCCUUUACCUUCAAGCCUAUGCCCUGCUCUUUCUGAAAUAUUCUUGGCAGGAAAGGAAAGAAUUCCUUCCUGGCAAGCCGAUUUCAGACAGUGGGUUUCAAGCAUACAGGCUUCCAGCAUGACUAAAACAAUCUACAUAGCACAUCUGAGUCUGCGACAGCCAGAAUCUGACCUUUAAGCCAUCCGAUUGUAGUCUGCCUCCCCUCCCUGAGAGAAUUGCAUCCUUCCAAGGAGAAAGCUAUUGAGAGCUUGGAGUGAUUCUCGAAGGCCAGGAGCUGCAUAGAAAAUGAGCUAAUUAAUGAGCUCCCUGGUAUCAUCAAAAGCUCAAAGGUACAGAUAAUAAAGAUUAUGUGAUAUUUUAUAGCCCUGUGCACCAUGCAGUCCUUGCCCAAAUUAGAUGCCCAGGAAGAGCUGACCCAAGUCUGAAUCAUUUCACUUUAGGGAUCUAGACCUUGUUCAGAGAAAUCUCUGCAGACUUCUUCUCUCACCUAUUACAACUUGUGAUGUUCUUUAAAACAGCUGCUGGCAAGAUGCCUGAUAGGCAUUUGGUUCCAGUUGGCAGUAAACUGGCUUUUUUGAAAGAAAAAAAAAAUCUCAUUUGAAUAUAGGCUUAUAUGGAAGUUGAAUAUAGGGGGCUGCUGGAAAAACCAGUCAAUUGCUUUUUU
This is a messenger RNA of Chinchilla lanigera (long-tailed chinchilla), 5179 nucleotides long. RefSeq names its product calmin (calponin-like, transmembrane) (gene Clmn). The transcript has 14 exons. Gene Ontology annotation, molecular function: actin filament binding. Lineage: Eukaryota; Metazoa; Chordata; Mammalia; Rodentia; Chinchillidae. The record is from RefSeq and is a predicted model, not a curated record. Gene Ontology annotation, cellular component: nuclear outer membrane; meiotic nuclear membrane microtubule tethering complex; cytoplasm. The coding region runs from base 52 to 3069 and encodes 1005 amino acids. Gene Ontology annotation, biological process: negative regulation of cell population proliferation; nuclear migration.